This is a messenger RNA of Coniophora puteana RWD-64-598 SS2, 1851 nucleotides long. RefSeq lists its product as uncharacterized. Lineage: Eukaryota; Fungi; Basidiomycota; Agaricomycetes; Boletales; Coniophoraceae. The coding region runs from base 1 to 1851 and encodes 616 amino acids. The transcript has 10 exons. The record is from RefSeq and is a predicted model, not a curated record.
AUGCAGCGCAACGCGCCCAAGCGUCGCUCCACCCGUCCAAGGCCAAACACUGACCAGAGUGUGUCGCUUAGAGGGGAAAAGGUGUCGCCAACGAGGGUCGUAUCAAACACUUCUCGUCGUCCCAACAAAAGGCGAGCGGGGGCCUCACUGUCAGCACCUCUCGGCGAACCCGAGCAGGUGGUGCCCCAAUACUACCCACCAGGCGGCAUUAACUCCAGACGCAUGCAAGUGAGCCGUCGUGUGGCUGGUACCGAGAUCGAGGGUGUUCCAUAUGGUGAUUUGUCGCAUCCAAUGAUUUACUCUCAGAGCAUGCUUGGAGGGUUAAGCGAUCAUUUGUCGAGGGUCCAAGCGCGCUCAUCCCACCUCUUAAUUGGAGCGAACGGAAGGAAUCACGGUCAAGGUUCCGGAGGACUUACGCACGGUGUCAUGUCUGGCCAAGGAAAACAGGUUGUUGGUGUGCACCAAGGAGCACUUCGGCUUUCUGAUGAGAUUCCUCAUUCUUUCGAUGAGAGGAAGGCUCGUAUGGCAGGAGGAAACGCUGACGCUAGUCAAGGCAAAGAUCCUGUUGACGUUACUCAUAGAAUUCACGAAACUAAUAGUCACAACUUGUUGUACGAUUAUGGACGUGAUGCCUUUACCCUGCGAAACUCUGCGUCUCACCAUGAGCCAUCCCAAGGCCAUCAAGCCCCUCCCAACGACGUGUCUCACAACCCUCCGCCUCGGUUAGUAUACAUUGCGCCGGAGCAAGCAUUUCAGCGCCUUGAGGAUAACCCCAGUACUACUUCGUUCUGGUCCCCUCAGAGUCAUUUACUCCAGUCACCGCCUAUCGCCCCGGACCAAGCGCCGCAGCAGGGGUAUUACACCAGUGCCGCACAACGGCCAGUAGACGUCUUCCGCUUUCUCUCAGCUGAGGAUGCCAUGCAACCUUCGUCCUGUAUGAGCUCAAACGUGGACGCAGAUCAAGAAGACCUAAGAACUCAGAUUCAGCACCUGUACGAUGUGACGAAAAUGCUGCCAGAGGAGCAACGGGCAGUGUCGCGGUCUCAUCGCAAGAUCUUCGACGUUGUGGAAAAGGUCCUCCACGGAGCGCGAUCGAAACUUGCCUCGUACUCUUCCGAUCCUACAUUUGACCACGAGCCGCUGAUGGUGUGCGUCAGCGAGUUGCGAACGCUGAUUGGCAUUGCUGAGGAACUCGCGGGCCAACUCGCAGGACGGCUUGGGCUUCUAUCGCCGGAGGGACAACUUGAGAGCGGGUUGAUGGCCGACGUACCACCGGUGUUUAACUCUAACACUCCUGCUGUCGAUGAAUCCGUCACCAUGGGCCAUCCGCCAAUCCCUCCGGAACCCAUGGAUGAAUUUCAUAGAAAGCGAACAGCCGUCGACGACCUUUGCACAUCCCUCGAACACCUCUAUUCCUUGUCGACCGCACUACAAACCCAAGCGAACCGGCAUACCCAAGCAGACUCGUACACACAACCUGACUGUCUCUUCGCACACCCGGGCGAAGAGAAAGACCAGAAUUUGAUACACUUCACACCGCCAUCGGCAUCUUCGGCCUUCAACGCGGCACCUGCGUUAUCAAACACUGGCCUCCCCCCUUCGGCAACGGAGUGGACGCCUAUGCUUUUGCCUCCCUAUGAAAGAGGAGGAUGGGAGUCCGGGCAGAUGGGUGUGGAUGUUGGCAACCCUAACCCUGCUUCCCUAACCGAGCACAACCACGCGUAUUUCCAGAGAUGUGACCCAUCUGAAUCGCAGGCGGCAUGGCAUCCGCCUGCACAUUCGUCGAGUUUCUCCGAGCUCGCGCAUGCUCUGGGGCCUUCUGGUGCCGGUCAGCAUGCUCGGGAGCAUUAA